GGCAGAGGCAGUGGCAGCAGGAGAGGCGGGAGCAGCAGGGAGCAGCAGGGGCAGCAGGACUGGAUUGGGGUGUUGAGUCCAGGCUGAGUCCCGGACAGGCUGCUGCUCUUGGUCCCGGUGCCUGCUGGGCCAGGCGCCCUGCCUGGAACCCCAGGCAGGGUGGAGAGGGCGAGGUGCCUCCUUAGUCUGGCUGAGGAGGCAGACGAUGAGGAGCGAUGGGUCAGGCAUGCGGCCACUCCAUCCUCUGCAGGAGCCAGCAGUACCCGGCAGCGCGACCGGCUGAGCCGCGGGGCCAGCAGGUCUUCCUCAAGCCGGACGAGCCGCCGCCGCCGCCAUGCGCCGACAGCCUGCAGGAUGCUUUGCUGAGCCUGGGCUCUGUCAUCGACAUUGCAGGCUUGCACCGGGCUGUCAAGGAGGCCUUCUCAGCUGUGCUCCCCAGAGUGGAGACUGUCUAUACCUACCUGCUGGACAAGGAGUCCCGGCUGGUGUGUGAGGACCCUCCCCAUGAGCUGCCCCAAGAGGGGAAAGUCCGAGAGGCUGUGAUCUCCCGAAAGCGGCUGGGCUGCAAUGGACUGGGCCCCUCAGACCUCCUGGGGAAGCCUUUGGCUAAGCUGGUGGCCCCAUUGGCUGCUGACACCCAAGUGCUGGUCAUACCGCUGGUGGACAAGGAGACUGUGGCUGUGGCAGCCGUCAUCUUGGUGCACUGUGGCCAGCUGAGUGACAGUGAAGAGAGGAGCCUUCAAGCCGUGGAGAAGCACACCCUGGUGGCCCUGAAAAGGGUGCAGGCCUUGCAGCAGCGCGGGCCCUGCGCAGCCCCCAAAGAGGUUCAGAACCCCCCGGCGGGAGCGGCAGAAGACCAGAAGAGCGGGAUUGCCUACACCGACCAGGACCGAAAGAUCCUGCAACUGUGUGGUGAGGACUCGGCUUGGGGCCCGGUCCUGGGGGGGAAAAAUCUUUCCCGUCCUCUAACGGGUCCCCACUGCUCUGCCCUUCAGGUCAUUGGAAAUAAAGUGCUAGAAGAGGAGAUCAGCUUCCCGUUGACAAUGGGACGCCUGGGCCAAGUGGUGGAAGACAAGAAGUCUAUCCAACGGAAAGAUCUCACUUCUGAGGAUGUGCAACAGCUGCAAAGCAUGUUGGGCUGCGAGCUGCAGGCCAUGCUCUGUGUCCCUGUCAUCAGCCGAGCCACUGACCAAGUGGUGGCUCUGGCCUGCGCUUUCAACAAACUUGGAGGAGACUUGUUCACAGACCAGGAUGAGCGUGUGAUCCAGCACUGCUUCCACUACACCAGCACGGUGCUCUCCAGCACCCUGGCCUUCCAGAAGGAGCAGAAGCUCAAGUGUGAGUGCCAGGCUCUUCUCCAAGUGGCAAAGAACCUCUUCACUCACCUGGAUGACGUCUCUGUCCUGCUCCAGGAGAUUAUCACAGAGGCCAGAAACCUCAGCAAUGCUGAGAUCUGCUCAGUGUUCCUGCUGGAUCAGAAUGAGCUGGUGGCCAAGGUGUUCGACGGGGGCGUGGUGGAGGAUGAGAGCUAUGAGAUCCGCAUCCCAGCAGACCAGGGAAUCGCGGGCCACGUGGCGACCACCGGCCAGAUCCUGAACAUCCCAGACGCGUACGCACACCCACUCUUCUACCGUGGUGUGGACGACAGCACCGGCUUCCGCACACGCAACAUCCUUUGCUUUCCCAUCAAGAAUGAGAACCAGGAGGUCAUCGGUGUGGCUGAGCUGGUGAACAAGAUCAACGGACCAUGGUUCAGCAAGUUCGAUGAGGACCUGGCAACAGCCUUCUCCAUCUACUGUGGCAUCAGCAUCGCCCAUUCCCUCCUUUACAAGAAAGUGAAUGAGGCCCAAUAUCGCAGCCAUCUCGCCAACGAGAUGAUGAUGUACCACAUGAAGGUCUCUGAUGAUGAAUACACCAAACUUCUCCACGACGGGAUUCCUCCUGUGGCUGUCAUUGACUCCAACUUCGCCAGUUUUAUCUACACCCCUCGCUCUCUCCCAGAAGAUGACACUUCCAUGGCCAUCCUGAGCAUGCUGCAGGACAUGAAUUUCAUCAACAACUACAAAAUUGACUGCCCGACACUGGCCCGGUUCUGUCUGAUGGUGAAGAAGGGCUACCGGGAUCCCCCUUACCACAACUGGAUGCACGCCUUCUCUGUCUCCCACUUCUGCUACCUGCUUUACAAGAACCUGGAGCUCACUAACUACCUCGAGGACAUCGAGAUCUUUGCCUUGUUUAUUUCCUGCAUGUGUCAUGACCUGGACCACAGAGGCACAAACAACUCCUUCCAAGUGGCCUCGAAAUCUGUGCUGGCUGCACUCUACAGCUCCGAGGGCUCUGUCAUGGAGAGGCACCACUUCGCUCAGGCCAUCGCCAUCCUCAACACCCAUGGUUGUAACAUCUUCGAUCACUUCUCCCGGAAGGACUAUCAGCGCAUGCUGGACCUGAUGCGGGACAUCAUCUUGGCCACGGACCUGGCCCACCACCUCCGCAUCUUCAAGGACCUCCAGAAGAUGGCUGAAGUGGGCUAUGACCGAACCAACAAGCAGCACCACAGUCUCCUUCUCUGCCUCCUUAUGACCUCCUGUGACCUCUCUGACCAGACCAAGGGCUGGAAGACCACGAGGAAGAUUGCAGAGCUGAUCUACAAAGAGUUCUUCUCCCAGGGAGACUUGGAGAAGGCCAUGGGCAACAGGCCAAUGGAGAUGAUGGACCGUGAGAAGGCCUACAUCCCUGAGCUGCAGAUCAGCUUCAUGGAGCACAUCGCAAUGCCCAUCUACAAGCUGCUGCAGGACCUGUUCCCCAAAGCGGCAGAGCUAUACGAACGUGUGGCCUCCAACCGUGAGCACUGGACCAAGGUGUCACACAAAUUCACCAUCCGCGGCCUCCCGAGCAACAACUCGCUGGACUUCCUGGAUGAAGAGUACGAGGUGCCUGAUCUGGAUGGCACUGGGGGCCCCGUCAAUGGCUGUUGCAGCCUUGACACUGAGUGAGCCUCUCCCAGGAUCCUUUCCUGCCCAGGCCUCCUCCUACAACCCUCCGUCGGCCUGGCCAGAUGCUCUGGAGCCAGAGCCACGGAUCCUGGGUUCUAGACCAGAACUUCUUGUGUGACCUGGGCAAGCACUGACCUUCUGGGCCUCAGCGUUCUUGUCUGUAUAAUGGAAGCAAGACUUCCAACCUCACCAAGACUUUGUCAUUUGUCCUCUGAGAGCACAGGGGUGACCCAUGAGCAGUGGGCUCUGCUCUGUGCCUCUGACUACACCUUGGCAAGUCCUCCCUAAGCCACUCCUCUGAGGCAGCCUGGGUGGUUUCUCCUGAGCCCGUCUUGCCCCACCAGAUCUGUGUCCUUUUCCCCUCUCCAGGAUCCUCAUUCAAGGAGAAGGUGGGACUCCUCAGUGAUUAGAGGCUAGGUCUUAGAGGGUAGGUGCUGCUGAGAUACCCACCACUAUACUUAUGGUAGGGAUGAAGACUGGGUGAUUGAUGCAGGGACCCUACAAAGAAACUGUCAGGGGGGCACUCAGUGCUCUAAGGAAAGGGGCUCAGGAAGAAAACAGGAUGGGAACAAUGGGCAGGAAGGAUCCCUGGGCUGGGAGACCGGCCCCCGUUGAAUCAGCAAUGCUUCCUCCUGGCUGUGUGACCCUGGACAAGUCCCUUCCCCUAUCUGGAUGAAACAGUAGGGUGAAACAGUUUGUUUUCUGAGACCCCUUUUAUUUAGAUCAGAGUCCCCAUAGGUCUGGAACCCCAGGAGAGACUGUGGAAUGCCCCUUCCACCCUAGGGCAGAUAGCUGACUUUGAGUCCCUCAGAGGCCCCCUGAGUGUACUCCCUUAGCCUGAGCCCCACCCCCAUUCCUGCAGCCAGAGAGGGACCUGGCGUCAGCCUUGGCAGGGUGUCUCUCCUUUUCAAGGCCAUAUCCACCUGUGCCCCGGGGCUUGGGAGACCCCAUAGGGCCGGGCCUCUUGGGUCAGCCCGGCAGCUUCUCCCUUCUCUCUUGUUCUGUACUGUGUUGUGGGGUGGGGGGAGGGGGGCCACCUGCCUUACCUAUUCGGAGUUGCCUUUAGAGAGAUGCGUUUUUCUAGGACUCUGUGCAACUGUUGUAUAUGGUCCCGUGGGCUAACCGCUUUGUACAUGAGAAUAAAUCUAUUUCUUUCUACCAA
Messenger RNA from Hipposideros armiger (great roundleaf bat), 4155 nucleotides. RefSeq names its product phosphodiesterase 2A (gene PDE2A). The record is from RefSeq and is a predicted model, not a curated record. Bases 216 to 2993 code for a protein of 925 amino acids. The transcript has 29 exons. NCBI's taxonomy places the organism in Eukaryota, Metazoa, Chordata, Mammalia, Chiroptera, Hipposideridae. Gene Ontology annotation, molecular function: 3',5'-cyclic-nucleotide phosphodiesterase activity; protein binding. Gene Ontology annotation, biological process: signal transduction.